AACAUUGCCACUGCUCUGCUUCGCUGCUGCCUGUCUUCACGAGAACAAUCCAGAUACAAAUUUGACAAAAGAGAAAGCUCACUCGUAUUUGGUAGAAGCAUCAAAAUGCUCAGUCUUCGCAGCGAUGCGGCAAGACGGCGUCCGGAGCUGGCCAGAAUGUGCUGGAGUUGCGCCUUGAAACAAACCACACGGCGCCCUGCCUCGACUCGACCUUCUUCUGCCUCCUCAGCUUCCUCUUCUUUCUCCUUAUCCCCACGUAGCCGGCUGUCAGCAAGAGCGAACAGCCCUUCGAUCCAGAGAAAUACCAGAGCUCUCUUCUCCUCACACUCAAGGCCCCAAGACCGCUUAAAUCUCGAUCACGUAGACUCAGAUCCGCCCGUAUACAACCCGACCAUAGAAGCUCUCGACCAACUAGAUCCCCCCAACAAGCCUCGAAGUGGCGGCAUACGAGAUCAACUGCGAAAAUGGCACGACGAGCAUGGCCACCAGAAGUCCGCUAUCAACAACGACAGCGAAUACGACGUCAAUGAGCGAGGCGAGACGUCGAACAACUUUACUCGCUUGGGCGAUGUCGACAACUUCCGUCGUCCUGAGGAAAGCCUCGAGGACCAACGCGACGACAAUUCUCAAUUGCUACACGCUCGAACGAGCGACCUGGAAGAUUGGGAUCCGCAACACCGUUUCUUACGCACAGGUGACUUGGUCCUCCUCGACUUCCCUCGCAGUGAAAGAGAACCCAUUCUAGCCAUCUUCGUACGAAGAGUCGGCCAACCUCUGCAGUCUCAAUUCUACACUGUUCAUGGCAAGUGGAUUCAUGCUACCGAGAGACACAUCCAGCACACUGUCUUGUCCUUCGUAUCUCCGGAACUUGUACAGCCAAUUGUUUCCUAUCUUCCUGACCACGGCCUCACCGAGGAACUCCUGGACAGGGCCCAGAUGUUCGAUCUUAGCGUACCCAGAGAGAUUUCUGCUCCUUUGGUGACCAAAAUGCUCGAGUUUCAGCGGAAAAGCGAACAGAUCUACCGUGACAAUGCAACGACUCUCGACAGUGCUCACCAUUCACUAGCUCAUCCUACCGAUCUCAAAUUUGGUACGCUUGAGCUCAUCGCUUCCAGGCUUCUGGGAACAGAAAAGGAUAAACCCAUUUCACAGGAGGCCAUCUACGCCGUUCGCAGAGCUCUGACGCGAGCAGGCUUUGCCUUUGGCCAUGACCGUAGAAGUCAUCGUCUCACAGGCUUCAUUCAGAUCCGCUCGAAAGAACAGGUCGCAAAUGUCGAGAGGAUUCGCAACUGGGUUAGAUCAUGGCAAGAUGAUCUGGCUAUCUUUGCAGCCGGAAAGUCCUCAGGUCACCAGUUCUCCCCUGCUGCACAACACGUCGUCAACUUCAUCCACAAGUCACAGUCGCUCAUCCAAGAAAGCCGGCAGCGCCGUGACUUCACAUCGAACGGCCGUCUAGGAAAUAGCAAGAAGCGAUUCUCCAUCUCCGAUCAGGACGUCGUACAAUACGAAUACAGCAUCGAGUUUGAUGAGCAAGACCGCGAGUUGAUCAAGUUCAUGGAAGCUUGGGCAUGCUCUGGCAUGUUGCUGGGUCUUCCUCGUGUAGAGGCUCUACCUCCUCUGAUCCUCCAAGCAACUGGCAUGUACGAGGAGCUCGCGUUGAACCCCAAAGCCGGCUUUACGUUCUUGCAAGAGAUCGGUGUCUUGACGCCUCACGAGAAUCGAGUCCGCUUCGACAACCACCUGCUCUUGCCUUCUUCGCAACACUCUAAGCCUCUCGAGAAACUGAUGACCAAAGUAAAUAAUAUGGUCGCGGAGCCCAACUUUGUGGACUCGAUGGCACAUCUGCGUAAGGACUGGGGCAAUCUGCCCGUCUUCUGUAUCGACGGUGAGGGUGCUCAUGAGAUUGAUGACGGUGUUUCAUAUGAAGACGCCGGUGAAGGCGAACACUGGAUUCAUAUACACAUUGCCAAUCCGACCGCGUUCUUCGACCAGGACAAUGCUCUUGCAAAAAUGGCACGCCACAUGACCGAGACCAUCUAUAUGCCGGAACGUGCUUUCGUCAUGUUGCCAAGAUGGUCGACCCGCAAGCAUUUCAGCUUGAAGGCCGAACGUCCUUGUCUGACGUUCAGCGCAAAGCUGAAUUCUCAAGGUCACAUUAUCGAGCAGAAGAUUCAGCCUGGCUUCAUUCGGAAUGUAAAGUUCAUCACUCCGACUGAAGCCGCGCGGGUCGUCGGCGUUGGAAGUGGUGCAAAGCCGGAUGUCGUCCUGACAGUUGGCGGUGAGCCCCCCCGCCGUAAACCAAGGAAGACUGCCGACCAUUUGCUCGAACAUGAGAUCGAAGUAUUGAAGAAAUUGCAGAUGCUCGCCGAAAAGCGUCAAGCAAUGCGUCGUGGGGCCGGAGGUCUGUUCCUCGACACCGCCCAGCCCGACUUCAGCAUCUGGCAACAGAACAGCUACGCUGGACUGGGUUGGGAACAUCCCUCCAGGAACAGAGCACGUUUCGUGGAAGGCGAUCCGAUUAUUGAGUAUCGCACGAAAGAAUUAGUGUCUUGGUUCUCCUCGGGCACGGGAGUCUCUGAUAUUCUUGUCCGUGAAUGCAUGCUUCUAGCAUGCGAGAUUGGAGCAUCAUGGUGUGCGGAACGUAACAUACCGGUCAUCUACCGAGGCACAGUGGAAAGUCCGGAUGGCAAGAACCCUAAGGAAUUUCAUGACCGCGUUCUGGUACCUGCCACAGAAAAGAACGGUGGCGAAACACCUAUGCAUCUCGCUAUCGAAUAUCUUCGAAACUCUGGUUCCACCAUCCUUGCGACCAAACCCUUGCACCACCGCGUUCUUGGUAUACCGACUUACAGCAAGGCUACAUCGCCGCUUCGUAGAUACGGUGAUAUGAUUCUACACUGGCAGGUUGAAGCGGCGUUGCGUGAGGAGGCGAAAGCAGGAGGUCAACUUGACUUUAGUGGCGGCAACCACAAACUGCUACCUUUUUCGGAAACUGCUCUGAAGUCGAUCUCGAGUGGCCUACAACCUCGUGAGGCCAUGAUUCGCCGUACUACUGAUUAUGCCGAAAAUCACUGGCUGGCUACACUUUUCUUCCGCGCCCAUUACUACAAGGAAUGCGAGCUGCCAGCUACAUUCCAAGCUUACUUUCAUAUGACGCCCAGUGCCAAAAACUCAGAAUUCCCAGUUGUCAUCAAGGAAUACAGCUGUCCGGCCACUGCGGCCAAGCCGGAUGCCUAUGGUCUUGGACACGCUCAAGCUGGUGACACUUGGGAAUGUGCCAUUGAAGAAAUCGACGUCUUCUCGCGAAAGAUUUUGCUCAGACCUGUACGUUUGGUUGACCGCUGGGAGGGAUAGACUUGUCGGGACAAGGUCAUGUGCAGAUAUGAAUGUUGAAACAAUGCUAAGUGGAGCCGCUUACGCGAAUAAUUACUUGGCCGUUCCCAAAGUCACCUGAUAGAACUCCUUUUCUCACUGCUAUCUCGCUGUGCCUAUACUGCAGUUGAAACAACGACGUUGCGC
Aureobasidium subglaciale EXF-2481 is the source of this 3519-nucleotide messenger RNA. RefSeq lists its product as uncharacterized. NCBI's taxonomy places the organism in Eukaryota, Fungi, Ascomycota, Dothideomycetes, Dothideales, Saccotheciaceae. Bases 106 to 3354 code for a protein of 1082 amino acids. The transcript is spliced from 2 exons. Gene Ontology annotation, cellular component: exosome (RNase complex); P-body. Gene Ontology annotation, molecular function: 3'-5'-RNA exonuclease activity; RNA binding. The record is from RefSeq and is a predicted model, not a curated record. Gene Ontology annotation, biological process: mRNA catabolic process.